AUGCCUUUCAUUUCGCAUGCGCUUAAUGCUCAUCAGCAAGAGCAAAGACCCUUGGGAGUUACCAACAUUUUUCAAACUGUGGGAUGGCGUUUGAUGCUCGUCCGCCGUGCAAAUAACCAAUUGCAGUUCGUCGGGUUAAGGCUUAUUUGUUAUGUAUUAUGGCUCAAAAUUAGAGCCUGUGCAAUCAUCAUCUCCCAUUUCGGAAUUGGCCGCCGAGAUUUUGCUAGCACAUUUGAUAUUCGAGAUUAUAUAUUGGUAUCCCAGCCAGGAUUUGAUUUGGAAGUUAUCAUCUUUUUGGACAAUGGCCGUCGUUUCUCAGUUCCUUGUUCAUGUAGGGCGGACGAUAAAGGCCUUUUUACACAUCUGCGUAUGUUUUACGACCUGCAAUGCACAAGACGUGGACUCUUCGAAUUGAUCAGCGUCAAGUCGGUCCAAAGGAUCGAUGUGGUAAAGCUUCAUAACAGCAACACAGCAGGCAAGCGACUCAAAGAUACACUGGAUCUAGGUCAAUAUGGACCCUAUGGUCGCCAGUCCCAUUACUUCGAACAUCCAUCAGAAUUGGAUGGUGGUACCAUAACAAACAGACUCGUCACCGAGGAAGUAUUAGCAUCACCCGACAAACAGCGGCACGCACUUAAUAUCAUACGCAGCUGGGAUCCGCAGGUCACUAGUAUAGUGAUUCUCUUCCCCAUCGUGCUGAGUUGUAUUAUAUCGAUCGUCUGGUCUGUUGUGGCCUCGACAAUGUUCAAUGCGGAUGUUCAAAGUAGUAUACAGACUGGCUUCACAAUCGGCAGCUAUGUCGUGACCGCGGGACUAAACUUGGCAAGUACUCUGUUGGUUGCCCUAGUUGCAUUCCUCGACAACAAGGUAAACGCUACGCAGCGUUGA
Alternaria alternata is the source of this 888-nucleotide messenger RNA. RefSeq lists its product as hypothetical. The transcript has 4 exons. NCBI's taxonomy places the organism in Eukaryota, Fungi, Ascomycota, Dothideomycetes, Pleosporales, Pleosporaceae. The record is from RefSeq and is a predicted model, not a curated record. Bases 1 to 888 code for a protein of 295 amino acids.